UUAGGCUUCACGGUCGAACUUUUACCUCUCCCUGUCUACGGACGUUCUAUCAUGGCACAAAUAUAUUCAUUAGAUAACGCCAUCGCGAAGUUCUUCCAUGAGCUCCGGGGGGUCAACCGGCAGCAGUGCGAGGAGCUUGCUCUGUCCUUAGUAGGACCCCCCCUUCAGCCAUGUCGUAUCCAAGGGGCUUUUAGCUACACUAUACGUGCUGGCCCUGGGCUAGCCAAGAUUAUACAGUUCCGCUCUGAAUAUCUGGAUAUGCAUGUGCUCGAGUGCGCUCGCUUGACCUUUGGGACGCUUGUUGCAGCUUGUGUUCAUCACGGCCACAUUGGCAAUCCAUCACGUCUUGGAGUUUACGUGAUGGACAAUCUCCCGGGUGUCACUUACAUCGAAGCACGAAUGGCAUUUCCAUCCUUGAAUGGAAUGUCGAAAGAAAUGUGCAUUUGGCAAAAUAAUGUUGUCGUUGAUCUUGCAAGGUUCUUUGCACUGUCUUGGAAGCGGCCGCUUAAGUUGAAUGAGCUAGAAGUUACGUCCUGUCGCAAUGAUAUGGAACAGAAGCUAAGGCUCUUAUCUAAGACACUACCUUCCCCGUUCUCGGAUACGAUGACCGACCUUGCUAAUAACGUCGGGAUACUAUUUUCAGAUUCCUAUCCUCUAGUUCUGACCCAUGACGAUCUCUGCGAAAUGAAUAUACUUGUUGACUCCGCAACGGGAAAUCUUACGGGAGUCAUAGAUUGGGCGAACGCUAGCAUUCAACCUUUCGGCCUCGCACUUUGGGGCGUGGAGAACGUUUUCGGGUAUAUGGAUGGAACGGGUUGGCAUUACUUCGGUAAUUAUGAGCAACUAAAGGAGCUUUUUUGGAGAAAGUUCGAGGAAGAUGCUGGUGUUAAGACAAUUACAUUGGAUUUCAAAGAGAACCUCAAAUUGGCAAGGCUGGUAGGCAUUGCUCUUCGUUAUGGGUACAAAUGGGACAACCUUAAAGAAACGAAGCCAAUCUCAACGGAUGAUCCAUCGUUAAGAUAUCUUAUAGCAUUUCUUUCAGGUUAA
This is a messenger RNA of Pseudovirgaria hyperparasitica, 1047 nucleotides long. RefSeq lists its product as uncharacterized. Bases 52 to 1047 code for a protein of 331 amino acids. Lineage: Eukaryota; Fungi; Ascomycota; Dothideomycetes; Acrospermales; Acrospermaceae. The record is from RefSeq and is a predicted model, not a curated record. The transcript has 2 exons.